AUGUCACUUCAUAUGUCUACUGACCAGGAAUAUAUGUCAAACUCCGAUAUUGAUAAUGAGCAAACUCGUCCUUUCUCGACUUACGCCUCCUUUGGAGAUGGAGGGGUCACGGCUACCACAAACUCCUAUGGCCACUUACUGCAGAUUACGAGCCACUUGGGGAAUGAGUCCUCUGGGCUUUUUUGUGUCGACCUCCCCGACAUGCCACCGGCUCAUUUGGUCACUCCUCGUAUGCAGAAGCUACAAGACCGCUUUGGAAGUCCAGAUGCAGGAAUGAAACUUCAUGUCGAGGAUUCCGAGGACUCCAAUGCUAAGUUAUGGAGGGCAGAAACUGCGCCAGAACUGAAGUUUGUUCAUGACCGUUGGCCACGCUUCGAUACUGAAACGCCGAUAUUUAAUCUCAGCGUCCAGUACCUCGUCUUUGAAAGGACUGUGUACCAGAUAUAUAAAUUCAAGCUUCGUCAAGGAAAAAUUCUUCCUUCCAAACUACCACCGCUCGUUUUCAACGCCAAUUUACUGCUUCGAGACCUUACCUUUAUCGCAAGCAGUCAUAAGAAUAAUGGCAACAUGAGAGACGAAAACACCCAAGGCUCUUAUCAUGAAGAGUAUUCCAAUUAUUUAUCACAUAGCAAAGACUGCAUCAUAAGAAGCAGAGUGAUUUAUCGGGCAGGACAUGAGAAUCAUGAUCCGGUAGUUUUAUCUAUAACACCAUUCAUUAAUAAGAACCGUCAACAACUGAGCCCUGGAUCUAAACGAGGAGAUUACCAGAUCAUUCCCGAACCGACAGUUCUAGAAAGUUUGGGGGAAGAUGGAUUAGAGAUUACGCUGGCUUACCGACUGGCGUUCAUUGCUUCUGGAAGGCCAGAGCUCAUGCCGCCUGUCUCUCCUGAAUCCUUCGCCAAUGAACAGGCUAUGCUGGAAACUCCUCUUGAAACCCCUGUUUUUACUCAAGACCAUCGUCUCAACUUGAAAUUGAGACGAAAUUUGGAGCAUAUACUAUCUGUCUGCUGCAUCCCCAUUGCUUGUGAUGCAAAUGCAGUCUCAGAUAACCUUUCCAUCGCCCUCACGUGUGGAGAUCUUUCCGGCCAUAGAAUCUCAACCUCCGCAAGCUUCCCCGGUCUAUUGAAUCAAUCGUUCUUCAAUGCGUCCCUUCAAAUCAUCAAAGUAGCACAAUUUUGCCGAGUGGCUGCGAGAGACGAAGAAACAAAAUUUCUUGCAAACGACAUCCGAAGCAUUGUAAAGGAUUGGGUCAAAGCCCUUCAUGAGAAGGACAAAGGACGCCACUUUGCGUUUCCAAAUCCGCGAAAAGGCAUGGCGCAGUGGGUAUUCAAUCUCUCUGACCAUGCAAUAAUUUGGUGGGCAGCCAAAGCGAUGGAAGAGCUUGGACUUGGCGAAGAACUUCAAGUCACCGAUGCUUCUAGUCUCAACAUAAGCCAACCAGUAACGCUUUAUUCAUCAGAAAAUAUUCAGACCAAAAUUUUGAAGAAAUUCACAAUCCAACCCCCGUUAUUCGAGCAAAGUAUGAUUGCAGUCUCCAGAAGCUGCAGUGAAACAAGAUUCCAAUUUCGGGCCAAAGAUACUGUUCUUUUCUAUGCCAUGGAUCUCGGGCUAUUUGAUCAAUAUGAUUUGACCGAGGACGAAUCCAGCGCCUGGCAAAACAAAGUUGAAGCUUGGACAUCUACAGUGGAUUACCAGAAAGAAAGUGAGAAAGAACAAAACGCAAAUUGGAACUGGGAUCAGCCUCUUUGCAUUGCAUUGGCAUUGAUUUCGUCUUCGAAAAACAAACGAAUGAAUUCGCGAACAAUUUCAGAAAUACAGCAAGGCGGGAGAGAGAUAUUGCUUCAGAGCUCCUCAUCUAAUGGAUUAUUCCCAGGCCAGCUUGAUGAGAAUAGAAGACCUGUUAGAUUUGAGAGUGAGGCUAAUUUGGAUUCCUUCUGGUCUGCAACAUUCGAAUUGCCAUAUGUCUUGUUAAAAUACCCACUCCCCCAACCACUGGUCGAAGGGUCUGGAUUGAGUGUCACUGCGAUCACGCCAUCGCCCCGUUUUACGAGUGCCUCACCGCCAACCUCGUUGACGGCCUCGGCAGCGCCUGAGUUCACCCAAGAAUUGAUCAAAACUGGAAAGACAUCAACGCCUUGCUCGGGGAGCCUUACUCGCUGGGAGAGUCCGCUGAUGAAGCAUGGGGUACUAUUCACCAAUGCCAUUGACCACGAAAAAAUUGUGGAAAUACCAGAUGAGUGGCUGUAUAACGAACCGAGAUUUUUCAGUUUCCGUACUCCUUUAUCUCUAAAAAUCAUUGAUGAGUUUUAUAAACAGAUUCGCGAAAUGCAUAAUGAAAACCUCAACCAUACUGAAGCCCCCUCAAUGACAAACAUCAAACGCGGAUUACAAAAGGAGGUCAAAGAAAAAAAAUCUUCGAAAACUAGUAAAAAUGCAAUUCGCAGAAAUGAUAAUGGCCUAUAUGCUAUGAAAGUGCUGCAUGAGGCAGCUAUGGCAACUUACAAGGCGCGCGAAGGCGAGCCGAUGGGUCACAUCAUCGACGUGCCAAGGGUUAGGCGUUGCAAAGAGAUGAACGAAUACCAUUCAAUUCAAAUCUCAUCAAGCGCUUUUUUACUCGCUCAUAUCAACAAAGAACGCACACCAACGAUCGCAAAGAAAAGGAUUUUCCACUUUUGCCGAGCCAGCUGGAAUAUCGCCGCCAUAUGCUACCUUGCUUCGUCAGAGCGGGACGAGAUAUCGUGCUUCUUCGACCGACACGCAUCAUUAAGCCCAUAUUUCUUUGAAGACACGAUCGGGACGCUCAAUAAAUGGGUGACUGAGCUACACUUGUCCUUUCAUCAGAUUUUGUCCCCCGAGAAAUCCUCCCACUUGAUCAGGAGUAUCCUUGAUCCAGAAAGAAGAGACACUAUUCCUAAGCCAAAAUUAAUCCAAUUUCCCCACUCUGGACCGAAAGGAGCCCAAAGAGUCACUAAGUGCCUAAGCCGAGCUGUUAUUAGUCUUAGAUUUGACGGAGAUCUUCUCGACCGCUACUGGACGCGCCACUUAAUUGAAUACCGACCACAACAGACGGAGGACCCAAAGGAAAUAUUAUUUGAUAUUCCUUCGCAGCCAGUUAGUGGGGCGUUGAAAUAUAACUCCUGGAGACAGCGCAGAGUCUUGGAACUUCUUUUGUUCGACAAGGCUGUACGGGAGAUGCUGAGAUGUACGGGGGAAAUUCUUGAAGAAGCGAAGGGCAUAUUGAGAGCGGCUAAAGACAUUGGAGAAAGUAACUGGGGUCAUCACACUGCGGGAUCUCAUCCAAAGUUCUCAGAAAACACACAUAUUCAAAUCAUGAAAGCCAGCAGGGACGGUCUCCUUUCCAACAAUUCUCUGUAUAAAAUCCAAGAAGUUCUCCAGGAGGUGGAAGAUGAUUUGGGCGAAAACUUGGCAAAGAUGCAGCUCUGGAAACGUCGACAAGAUCGUGGGCUUGACAGGCCGAGAUGGACUCUGAAGGAUGAAUAUCGUUACGGGGGCGCCAUAUCGAGACUUCAAGCAUCAAAUGACUUCUACAUGGAAGAGCUUGUCCGCUGCCGAGCCAAGAUACUGGCGUUUAAUUCACAACUGACAAGGGAAAUCGAUGCUGCCGCAGUGACUGGGAGAUGCGCACUACUAAUAACCCUUGCCACCGGUAUAUUUAGCAUGAGUGAGACUCCUUCAGCACCCAUGAUAUACCGUGUUGUGGUCACCGCAGUUGUCGCUCUAUUUCUGACUGUAAUUGCAUUGAUCAACGCCAAAGAUCUUGAAAGAAUGCUACAAUAUGUUCGACAUACGAUACGGCACUUCCGGCAUCAAUUAUCCCAUCUUACUGAUGCCUCAAAGCAAUUCACUGUCGACAAAAUGGAACAUUUCUCCGAAACAAUACUCGAAUCUGCAUUUUCCACCAUUAUCGCUGUUCUCGAUAUGUUGAACAUGAUGUACAGGCCGCCGGAUGAACCCCGUCUCUUAAUGCAAACUGUGACAGCACCACCUACAUCAGGCGUUCUACAUUCUGCGUAUCGAGAAGUGAUUUACUAUUAUAUCUACCAUAUCUCGCGCUAUCUAUAUUAUCCUCUCAGAAGGUAUUUAUUGACAGCAUUGCCGGGUGCGAAUAUAGAAGAUCCCGUGAGCGAAUCGAGCCUUGGUAAUAUCCCCCCAAUUAAACAAGCCCGUGCCGACUUUGAAAAGUCAUCCGACGCUGCAAGGGUUCCGGACAGACGCUUUGAACAUUUAUUUGACAAUAUAGGUCGGAGGAAAACCGGUAAUCUGUUCAAGAUUUGGCAAGAGAAUUUGAAGGCAAAAAGAGGAACUGCCCACCUCCACGACUGGGAAGAAUACCAUUUCGCCCUAAUAAAUUCCGAAAUAAGUCCUUCAUAG
Trichoderma virens Gv29-8 is the source of this 4392-nucleotide messenger RNA. RefSeq lists its product as uncharacterized. The transcript has 4 exons. Bases 1 to 4392 code for a protein of 1463 amino acids. NCBI's taxonomy places the organism in Eukaryota, Fungi, Ascomycota, Sordariomycetes, Hypocreales, Hypocreaceae. The record is from RefSeq and is a predicted model, not a curated record.